Penicillium antarcticum is the source of this 1275-nucleotide messenger RNA. RefSeq names its product putative zinc metalloproteinase. Gene Ontology annotation, molecular function: proteasome binding. The transcript has a single exon. The record is from RefSeq and is a predicted model, not a curated record. NCBI's taxonomy places the organism in Eukaryota, Fungi, Ascomycota, Eurotiomycetes, Eurotiales, Aspergillaceae. The coding region runs from base 1 to 1275 and encodes 424 amino acids.
AUGACCCUUGAAACAUUUGUGACGACAUCAACUAUUGGUGGCCUGACAUUACUAAACUUGAGCCAUCACGUGCAUCUUAUCUCCGUGCUGACCAAGCUAUCGCCGUGGAACCGCAUCGAAUUCGCCUCAGCGCCUGCCUAUUCGGGACGCAUAAGCUUUGCCCUGUCGCGAACCACUCACCUUCCGACUUCUCCUGCUCCAACUACGCCAUUUCAAUAUCCAGCUUGUGACCUUCAGAUGGACGACUCGAUGGAGCUAACCGUUCACCACCACGGUACCCCGCAUACCUUCAUCCUCCCAUCCACAGCAACACUACAAGACCUAUCCAGCGAAAUAGAAAGCACGCUCAACAUCCCAACGGACAACCAAAAGCUCCUCAUAGCCCCCAAACCAGGAAUGCAAAAAGCGCCUUUCCCCGCAACCAGACUGGACACCAUCCUACAAACAACAUCCCCAAAAUUCAAAAUCACCCUCCUCGGCACCCCAGCCCAAGCAAUCGCAGACCUACACGAACAAUCCGCCAGCGAGCGCCGGCGUCAAGAAGCAAGAGCCAGCCAUUUAGCAGCAGCACGCCGUAACAAACCAGCAGCAACAACACGCCCAAGUGGCGUGCACACCCUCUCCUCAAGCGCCAACUACACCUUCCACCGCCUCCUCCCACUCUCCUACCUACCAAACCCAGACCGCUCAUUGGGCUUCCUCAAACGGCUCCGCGAUGACCCAGGCAUCCGCACCGCAAUGGCGAAACAUAAAUUCUCCGUGCCGCUCUUGACGGAGAUGAACCCGGCAGAGCACACGACCAGUGAAUCGAGGACGCUGGGUCUGAACAGGAAUAAGGGGGAGGUUAUUGAGUUGAGAUUGCGGACGGAUGCGUAUGAUGGAUAUCGUGAUUAUAGGACGAUUCGGAAGACGCUCUGUCAUGAGCUGGCGCAUUGUGUGUUUGGGCCUCAUGAUCGUGAUUUUUGGAAUCUUACUGCUCAGAUUGAAAAGGAGGUUGAGAAUGGGGAUUGGAAGUCCGGUGGUCAUAGUGUUUCUGGGCAAGAGUUUUAUAAUCCUGGCGAUUGGGAGAGUGUGCAGGGUGGGGAGGAGUUUGUUGAUGAGUGUGGGUGGACUGGAGGUGAGUUCGUGCUUGGGGGGCUGAGGGAGGAUGAGGCUGGAAGGAGGGCUGGGGCGUCCGCUUCUGGUGCUGAGUCUCGGAGGGAGAUUAUGGCUCGAGCUGCUGAGGAAAGGAUGAAGAGGGAGAAGGAGACUGGGAAGCAGGAUGAUGCUACGUGA